UCUUGUUCUCCCGACCGCUGGCGCACGGCUACGACGUAUGCUGAGAGAAGUCUGUCCCAGGAACGAGUAGAAUGCACGAAGCUUACUAGACGUAAAUCGCUGGCCUCUUUGGCUUUGUACGCUUUGGCAAGAAACCAAAUGUGAAUAUUAGACAAAAAGCUGAUAAUCCAAGAUGACCGACCCCAUGAUGCGUAGUUCCAAGCAAAGCAACUCCGGCGCUGGAGGUGAGAUCCCGACCGGACCGGAGAAGCUAGAUCACGUUUUCGGGAGCAGUCAGGGAGAUCACCUUACUUCGUCUGUUGCCAGCACGAGGAAUAGUAGUUCUGCCGGUUCGGCUUCGUCCUCCUCGUCUUCAACCUCUAAUGCGACGACAAUUUCGGCUUCGAGCGCCACGAAAAACUACUAUGUCGGGAAACACGGCAGCAACAGCAAGCCCCCAGCCACUCUUGUUCCCCGUCUGCAACUGGGGAGUAAGCUGCCACUUUCCGCGCAGAAGCCGCACUUUCGUGGCGGGGAUGGAUCCUCCGUUAGCGCUAGUCGCACCGUUGCGAAGAAAAAGGGCAGCUAUCAAGACGCAACCCCAGCGACAAUCUUCGACGAGGAUGAACAAAUAGAUGAAGUCCAAGUUCAUGUUGGACCACACGCAGGCGCAAAGGAACAGCUGCAAGAGGAAACCCACGCAACCUUCCACGGAGCAAGCGGUUCGGACGUCGCCACCGAAUUCGACUUGGAAGAGGACGAAAUGGCAAUGACCAGAGAAGAACUCGCCCGGGACCUGGGCUUCUCCCCCCGAGCGAUUUUCAGCGACUACCGCGAAGAACCGAGCGAAACGAGCAGCUAUCACGAUCGUACCGAGACGAGAAGUGGUCGUGGUCCGCCCGUAAGUGCGGGCAAGACGAAAUUAUCGUCGACGUCAACAAGAACUGGUUCUGGUAGAGGUGCUCGAGGUAUAUCAAGUAGAAUGGCGGCGGGUGAUUUCUGGAACACGAAUCCUGAUGUUGUUUUCGAGCAAGCAGAUGGCGUUGCAACCGAACUGCAGGACCACCAGCGAUUGUACGACGACGAGAAGCAGGAGGAGACCACCGAGCUACGGAUCCGAUACGUGGCGUUUUUCGUUCUUCUGCGCGUCGUCCUGUUUAUCUUUCUGGAGCACGGCGGUGGUUCUCGGGCGGGGUUUCGGUGGGCACCGGACAGCGUACAGUUUUUGAAGAGCAGGAGGAGUAGAGCUGUGGGAAAUGGAGGAGAAAAGCCUUUGGUUGACCAUGGGGGUGCCAGUUGACGAAAUGGAAUUGAUAGUCUCUGACUUUUCUCCUGGUGCAAAGCAUCAGACGUAUCAUUGGAAAAUGUAAACAAGGCAUCGUUUGUUC
Amoebophrya sp. A120 is the source of this 1367-nucleotide messenger RNA. The record is from the annotation of a GenBank genome assembly. NCBI's taxonomy places the organism in Eukaryota, Dinophyceae, Syndiniales, Amoebophryaceae.